This is a messenger RNA of Medioppia subpectinata, 8586 nucleotides long. The record is from the annotation of a GenBank genome assembly. NCBI's taxonomy places the organism in Eukaryota, Metazoa, Arthropoda, Arachnida, Sarcoptiformes, Oppiidae.
AUGAUUUUGGUCGAGAAGUGUUUCUGUCCCGAAGGAUAUACCGGUUCGUCGUGUGAAUAUUGUACUCCUGGAUAUGUCCGGGAAAUGUCGGGCCGUUAUUUAGGUCGUUGUGUUAUCCCAACCAUUGCUUGUAAUUGUAAUCAUCAUUCAAACGAUUGCGACCGCCGGACAAACCAAUGCUAUAACUGUCAACACAAUACUGAAGGGGCUCAAUGCGAACGAUGUAAACGAGGGUUCUAUGGGUUGGCCACUCUGGGAAGGGAUGAUAGUUGUCGCGCCUGUCCUUGUCCUCACAUCACACCAUCUCAUCAGUAUUCCCCGACUUGUUAUAUGGAUGAUAGGGAAGGGGAUGUCAUUUGCGACUCGUGUCCGCUUGGGUUUGAGGGAAAUCGAUGCGAGAGCUGUGCCCCCGGAUAUGUCGGCAAUCCCGUGGAAGGAGAGCCCUGUGAACCAAAAGUGAGUGGUGUCUGUCAUUCAGACCAAUUCCGUUGUGGAAACGGCACGUGUAUUGACAUAAGAUUGCGCUGUAAUAAUGUUUACGAUUGUAUGCCUGAAGGCAAUGAUGAAGUUGGUUGCGACUGUUCGCCCAAUAAGUUUCGGUGUUUCGACGGCGGAUGUAUUGAACGAUCUCUUGUCUGUAACGGAAUCGCCAAUUGCUUUGAUAACAGCGACGAAAGCAAUUGUGGAGGUGCGGACACUCAUUGCGACCCAAUUGGUAGCUUAACAUCAUCUCCGAGUCCCUCAACGGGUUUGUGUCAUUGCAAGCCAUUAGUGACGGGCGCUCGUUGUGAUCAAUGCAGCGCUAAUUCAUUUCAUUUAAGCAAUGAAUCGCCGAAUGGAUGUAUCGAUUGUUUCUGUUUCGGUGUCACCAAAGCCUGUGUUGCGAGCGAUUGGAUCAGAGAUCACAUUGAAUUGAAGUUUUCUAACGAUCCAAAUAUAGUCAAACUGAGCACUUUAGACAUGACUCUCAAUAUUGAUAAAAACCUACGAAUCGAUUAUCGAAGUCAUCAAAUAGUUUACAGAGAUUUCUCACUUCAACCAAAAAUGACAUUUUAUUGGAAUCUUCCCAAAGAUUUUCUCGACAAUAAGAUUGUCUCUUAUGGCGGAAAUCUUAACUAUUCCUUUAGAUAUGAGAGCGGUUUUCUAUCGCGUCCUAACGAUGAUCCAGACGUACAGAUCAGCGGAAAUGGAUUCAAAAUAAUUUAUAAAACAGACAAAGCAUUGAUGUCAGGAGUGAACAAUUUUCUAUCAAUUCCUCUCUACGAAAAUCAAUGGCUUUCAUCUGAUGGACAGCGAGUCAGUCGUGAGAAGUUUAUGUCUGUUUUAGCGGCAAUCGAUUCGUUGCUUUUGAAGGCAACGCAUUCAUACGAUGUCAUAGCUGUUAGUUUAUUAGGGGUUACUCUCGACACAGCCAUAGAGAGGUCGUCCCGAGCCGUGGGAUUAUCACAAGCGGCCUCUUCUGUGGAGAUCUGUCGCUGUCCUAUUGGUUAUCAGGGCCUGUCGUGCGAGCAAUGUAUAGCCGGUUACACGCGAACAGCAAUCGGAUCAUAUCUGGGUCUUUGUGAGCCGUGUUUCUGUAACGGCCACUCCAGUGAUUGCGACCCCAAAACUGGAAUUUGCAAAAAUUGUCAACACAAUACUCGGGGAGAUUUUUGUGAUUCUUGUACCCCUGGCUAUGCGGGUGACCCGACUCGGGGCACGCCUUACGAUUGUAGUCCGGAUAGAGUGGUGACUCCGUGUCAAUGCGAUGGUCGGGGAAGUGUUUCAAACGAAUGCGAUUUGAAUCAGAAUUGUUUGUGUAAAUCCAAUGUUCGGGGCAUUAAUUGCGAUCAGUGUUCAGACGGUUACUACAAUUUGGAUGAGCGAAACCCCGGCGGUUGUACUCAAUGCUACUGCUCGGGAGUGACCCGAAGAUGUAGUAGUAGUUCAUACUUUAGACAUCAAAUCACAAUGCGUUUACAGGACUUAACCAAUCCUUAUGAACACAACUUUCAACUUACAAAUCGAUAUAAUUCCAGAAUAUUUUCAGAAGGAAUUAUUGUAAACCCGACUCAAAACGAAGUUAGUUUUGCCUCUUUUACGAGAGACUCUCCGCAUUCGGAGACUUUGUUUUGGGCCUUACCUGAAAACUUCUUGGGCAAUAAGCUAACAUCAUAUGGCGGUCGCCUUCACUAUACCCAACAAUACACAGUUCGAGGAGCGGGUGAACUAUACUCUGACGCUGACAUUGAGAUUACUGGAAAUGGUGUGACAUUACUGUACGUGAAGAACAAAGGCUUAUCUGAAGGCGAUCUCCAGACCUAUGAUAUUGAAUUAAAAGAAGGAAUUUGGCAAAGGAUUGAUUCCAAUCGACAAAAGGCUUCAGUUCUCGCCAAUAGAGAAGAUUUUUUACUCGUUUUCUCUAAUAUUGAGGAAUUUCUCAUUAGAGCCACAUUUCAUCCACAUAUGCAACAGACUAUUAUCGCUGACAUAACAUUAGAUACGGCUGUCCCUCAAAACACUGGCUUACAAUUAGCCGUUGAGGUUGAGCAAUGCGUGUGUCCACCUGGCUAUUCGGGUUUGUCGUGUGAAAGUUGUGCACCGGGUUAUAUCAAAGACACAACGAGUCCAGGCUAUGGUCGCUGUACGCGCUGUAACUGUAACUCACAUUCAGAAACUUGCGAUCCAAACACUGGCUAUUGUGUUAACUGUCGUCACAACACUCGCGGAGAGAAUUGUGAAGUUUGUGCGGAAGGCUAUUACGGGGACGCGAGCCGCGGCUCACCGGACGACUGUAUGCGGUGUCGGUGUCCUCUCGUGAGUUUGCAAAAUAGCUUUUCACCGAGUUGUCGACUCGAUUCUGACGGUCAGCCAACUUGUAAUGCCUGCGCCACUGGAUAUUCCGGCAGAAACUGCGAACAGUGUGCUUUUGGUUAUCGGGGUAAUCCAUUACAACCAGGAGGUAAAUGUGAGUUAAUAUCUGGUUCCGGACCCACUAUUCGUGUCCGUAUUGAUGAGCCAAAAGUACAACGAGUGCCGAUUGGUUCGGUGGUCACAUUCAGAUGCAAUGGUGUCUCACAAAUAAGUGAUAUUACUUAUAACUUGGUUUGGACUAAAGAGAGCGGAUCACUGCCAUCGCGAGCAUCAGAAGCGAGUGGUAUACUUACGAUUCCGGACGUAAAGCCAGAGCACAGCGGGAUAUAUAUCUGCACGGGUUCUGACUUACAAAGUGUAGCUCAGGAUCACUCAACGCUAAUCGUUGAGACCAGUGAUCAGCCGGCGGUCCCUCGCGUUAGGAUUGAGCCCUAUUAUCAAGAAGUAAAAGUUGGCGAUACCAUGGAGUUUAAGUGCACGGCUGAGGGUUACCCACCGCCGGAGCUGCGGUGGACGGGUGGCCGCAAUAAUCCAACUUGUAAUGCCUGCGCCACUGGAUAUUCCGGCAGAAACUGCGAACAGUGCGCUUUUGGUUAUCGGGGGAAUCCAUUACAACCAGGAGGUAAAUGUGAGUUAAUAUCUGGUUCCGGACCCACCAUUCGUGUCCGUAUUGAUGAGCCAAAAGUACAACGAGUGCCGAUUGGUUCGGUGGUCACAUUCAGAUGCAAUGGUGUCUCACAAAUAAGUGAUAUUACUUAUAACUUGGUUUGGACUAAAGAGAGCGGAUCACUGCCAUCGCGAGCAUCAGAAGCGAGUGGUAUACUUACGAUUCCGGACGUCAAGCCAGAGCACAGCGGGAUAUAUAUCUGCACGGGUUCUGACUUACAAAGUGUAGCUCAGGAUCACUCAACGCUAAUCGUUGAGACCAGUGAUCAACCGGCGGUCCCUCGCGUCAGGAUUGAGCCCUAUUAUCAAGAAGUAAAAGUUGGCGAUACCAUGGAGUUUAAGUGCACGGCUGAGGGUUACCCACCGCCGGAGCUGCGGUGGACGGGUGGCCGCAAUAAUUGCACGGCUGAGGGUUACCCACCGCCGGAGCUGCGGUGGACGGGUGGCCGCAAUAAUGUCAUGAAUCCGAGCGCAACCCUUAUUAACGGUGUGUUUCGCAUAGAAUCGGUGCGAAAGAGUGAUGAGUCUGAAUACAUGUGUCACGCGACCAAUUCUGCCGGUUCUGACUCUUUGAGGACUAUUCUGUUCGUCAGAGGAGAGGACAGACCGGACGUCAGCGCCAAACCUCACGUCACUAUAUCGCCCGUCAAUUACGAGGCCAGACGUGGAGAGACUGUGAAAUUUGACUGCAAAGUCACAGGAAGUCCAGCGCCUGAUCUGAUAUGGAGUUAUUCGGGCGGAGAAUUGCCCAACGAUUCGCGACAAAUUGGAGGUCUGCUUAUAUUGACCAGAAUUACUGAGACUCACCAGGGAUUGUAUACCUGUACCGCUCGUAACACUUACGGCACAACCCAAGGACAGGCGCGUCUGUCCAUCGAAUCGGGACGAGCUAUACCUACGGUGAGAAUAGAGCCCGAAAGACAGACCAUAGUUCAGGGACACAACGGAGAGCUGAGAUGUGUGGUCAGUGGAAACCCUGUGCCCACUAUUAGCUGGCAGAAGAUCGGCGAGGAUUUAGUGCCCUUAAGACAUAAAACAAACGGCGAGCUAUUGUUCAUUGAGAAUGCAGUGAUUGAAGACAGGGGUCUAUAUGUGUGCAGAGCUGACAAUAGGGAGGGAUCGGCACAAAGCUCUGCGAUUGUCGAGAUUGAAAGGAGAGAAAUACCCGCCAUUCAAAUAUACCCGGAAUCGUCACAAACAGUUGUUAGGGGCGGAAGCGCAUUAUUUCAAUGUCGGGUUACAUCUGGUGUCCCGACUCCUACCGUCGAGUGGCGCCGAAGCGAUGGAAGUUUAUUCACUCCCAGCACUGAACUACUCGAUGGUGUCCUCAGAUUCAAUAGAGUGACCGGCGAUGAAGACGGCGCCUACAUCUGCACUGCCGAAAAUAUAGCCGGAAGAGUAACAGCACAGGCAGUGCUCAGAAUACAGGGCGCGCCCACUGUUAAGAUUCUACAGUCGAGUCCCUAUAGGGUUCGGCCCAAUGAGAAAGUGAGGCUCGAAUGCGAGGCAAACGGAGAUCAGACAUCAAAUUUAAUUUGGAGGCGAUGCACCAGUACUUCGCCGUUUGGCACCAUUGAAGAGCGCAUUCAUCUAAUAGUUGAGGACGACUUAAUGGGAACAGUUGUGCCGCAUAUCGUAGUUGAGGAUCGAGUGGUAACCGUUGCCGCCGGCAAAAGGGCUACUCUUAGAUGCUUUGUUAGAGGGACUACACGUCCGGUUGAAUUAAGUUGGAUUCGAGCCGGAAAUCAAUCACUUCCCACAUCUUCGAGAGUAGAGAAUGGAGUCUUAAAUAUCGAUGACGUGAAACCGCAGGACAGCGGCGAAUACCAGUGUCUGGGAGUUGUAGACGGAAAGACAGUGUUGUUUGAGGCCAGAGCCCGGUUAGCAGUUGUCGCGCCUCCAAGAAUACAGUUACAGCCGACCCGACAGAAGGCCAAACCGGGCGAUUCGGUGACUAUUGAUUGCAGCGCAUCCGGCGAUCAGCCAAUCACUAUAGACUGGAGUAGAAUAGGGGGAGCCUUACCUCCCGGUGUGUUCCCUCACAGCGGAAGACUUGAAUUGCGAGGAAUCCAGUUGUCAGACGCCGGAAGAUAUUUGUGUACAGCUGUGAACGCCGGCGGGAAGACUGAGGGAACCGCUGAAGUGAUUAUCGAAGACUCGGAUUAUGUGGAUAUUGUGCGCAAAGAAGAGACAGCAUUUGUUGGCUCUAAUAUUGAGCUCAAGUGUCAAUUCGGUGGCUCUCCGUCGCCGACCAUAAGUUGGUCCAAAGAUACUGUCGGUCUUCUCGACAAUGCGAGAGAAGUAAACAACGAGUUAUGGAUCCGAAACAUUAGAUUAGAAAACGCCGGACAAUAUGUCUGUACGGCCACCGCCAGUAAUGGCAUGUUAUUAUCACGGGAUUAUGUGAUGCUCAAUGUCAGAGUAAUUCCUUCACUGGAAGUGAAAAUAAUGGCGAGCAAAGAACGGAUCCAUUUGGGCGAUCAAUUAAGUCUUCAAUGUCUAGUAUCGGGUGACCCGACGGCACGGGUUGAGUGGACGGCAUUGAGCCAAAGCGGACCCUUUGCUUCUAAUAUUGCUAUUCGGGGAUCAGUUUUAAUGAUUAACGGAAUCAAAGCAGAAAAUGGAGGCAUUUAUAGAUGCACUGUUGAUACCUAUGCGGGCACUCAUAAUAGUGAUUAUGUGUUGGCCAUAGAGGAAAUGCCUACCAUUGCUCCGGAAGCAGUGGUGAAAAGAUCUGCACCUUUCGGAUCAACUGUAGUGGUGGACUGUCAGACACCACUCGAACACCCGAUUGCGUACAGUUGGGCCAAACAGGGAGGAGUUCUUCCUCAAGAAUCUAAUGUCGAUGAAGAGGGAGUCCUAACACUUCGUAGUGUUAAGGGACAAGACUCUGGCACAUACAUCUGUACGGCUAAAAACAAUGACCAGACCAUUGAUGUGCCAACUAUUCUAGUGGUGACAGGAGUGGUGCCACACUUUUCACAGACCCCACUGUCAUAUAUGGUCCGACCGACACUACCCGAUGCUUAUCUCACAUUUGAUGUUCAGAUUUCAUUCCGACCCGAAGACCCCAAUGGACUGAUUCUAUAUAACGGACAAAAGCAGAGUUCUGGAGAUUUCAUAUCACUUGGACUAACCGAUGGUCGGGUAGAGCUUAGGUAUGAUUUGGGCGCCGGAACUGCGCUUCUUAUCAGUGAAAAACCAAUUGAGAUGAAGAGAUGGCAUAAAGUGAAGUUCAGCCGCAAUGAGAAGAACGGCGUUUUAGAAGUAGACGACCAAAUGGUCAUAAAAGGCUCGGCUCCGGGAGACAAGAUUGGUCUCGACCUUCUCGAGCCAUUAUAUAUCGGAGGAGUUCCCGAUUUCUCACAGAUAUCUAAGCAAAACGGAUUCAAUAAGGGAUUCGUCGGUUGCAUCAGUCUAUUCAAAGUGGGAACCGUUACCCAUGAGUUGAUCAACGAAGCGGAGGCCCAUUCGGUCAGAAAUUGCGAGACGUGUACAAUGAAUACCUGUGCCAAUGAGGGUGUGUGUCAGGAGACAUCGCUGAAGGUGUCGGGCUAUACCUGUGUUUGUUCCGCCGGAUUCUCGGGCCAUAACUGCGAGAAAAUAGGCGACGCCUGCUUUCCAGGUGUUUGCGGUUCCGGCCGUUGUGUCAACAGAAAUAACGGCGGAUUUGACUGCUUUUGUCCGUUCGGUAAGAGUGGCCUCAAAUGUGAAAAGGAUAUCGUGAUUGUAGAGCCGGCCCUCUAUAACGACGCUUAUAUCGCAUACCCGACACCAAAAGACACACUCAAUAAAAUGAGUCUUAAAAUGAAGAUAAAACCAAAACGAUUAGAUGACGGCCUACUUAUGUAUAGCUCGCAAAAUCAUGUCGGAAACGGAGAUUUCAUUUCGUUGGCCAUUAAGAACGGAACCGUUGAGUUCCGAUUCGACACGGGUUCGGGUCCGGCGGUACUCAAGUCCACACAACGACUCGAACACAACGAAUGGGUGACUAUUUUGGCCGAACGUGACCUCCGAAAGGGUUCGCUGAGAGUCGGCAAUAGUCCGGCAGUGUUUGGCGAAUCGCCGGGACGUACGCGAGGCUUGAAUUUACGAUUACCCCUAUAUAUUGGCGGUUAUGACAAACAACAGGUGACAAUCGCACCGUUGGCUGAAAUAUCGCAUGGAUUCUAUGGAUGUGUCGGACAUAUCGAAGUGAAUAGCAUUCAAACCAAUUUAGUAGACUCUGUCAUCGAUUCGGCAAAUGUGGCCGAUUGUGGCUCAGAGUCGUCGUGUCAGCGCUUGCCGUGUCUUAAUGGAGGCCAGUGUCGAGAAAUGGACAAAACAGACUACCAGUGCAUUUGUCAACAAAACUAUACCGGAAAAAAUUGCCAACAAAUGAUCGGUGUCUGCGAACUGACCAAUCCAUGCAAAAAUGGGGCUCAAUGUCAGAACAUGGAGUCCCUGUCCUUCAGAUGUCUUUGUCCGCUUGGAUUCAAAGGCAGUACAUGUAGUGAUCGACUGGAAUUCGUUGAUCCCGAAGCCAUUCGACUUCUGGGCAAUGGUUUCGUGACUCUAAGUACACAUUUGUUACCACAUUCAUCGAGUUUGGCGGAUGAGGUGAUUAAGUUAACUCUAUCGACGCAAGAAGAUGAUGGUCUGGUCUUCUUUCACGGCCAAACACCCGACACCAAUGGUGUGGGAAAGGACUUUAUGGCCGUCGCUGUGAUCGACGGUUACGUUGAAUUCAGCUUUGAAUUGGGCAGCGGUUUAGCGAAGAUUAGGUCUUUGGUUAAAGUGAAUGAUGGCUACAAACACACAGUCGUUAUUAAACGGAAAGGCAAAGAGGGAAGUCUUAUAAUCGAUGAGAAUCAUAGUAUGUAUGGAGAAUCGGCCGGAGGUUUGCAAUCGUUGAAUGCGAGCGGAGAUAUAUAUAUCGGAGGUCUUCCAGAAUAUACUCUUAUGAGUGGCAAUCGUUUCACUGGAUUUGUCGGUUGUAUUUCCGACAUAGAGAUCGGCACUUCCGGUGCGCUUAAUAUUGUCACCCAAUCAAAGAGCACUCAAAAUGUUCUCAAUUGUGACGAGUAA